This is a messenger RNA of Eimeria acervulina, 756 nucleotides long. RefSeq lists its product as hypothetical. The transcript has a single exon. Bases 1 to 756 code for a protein of 251 amino acids. NCBI's taxonomy places the organism in Eukaryota, Apicomplexa, Conoidasida, Eucoccidiorida, Eimeriidae. The record is from RefSeq and is a predicted model, not a curated record.
AUGUUGCGUGCUCUUACUUUUGCUGCUUGGGCAGCAUAUCUGACCAUCCCGCUGGCCGAGGGCGGCGGUGGUGCCGAUCUCCUUGGCCAAGAAGUUCCUUCCAAAUCUACCUUCCCGCAUGGUGUUGGAAACGAACAAUUACAACAAUAUCUCCAAGGGAAACAACCAAAAAAAGCCUCUCUUGCGAUCCUCCCGGCGUUGGGGGUAGGGAUUUUCGCUGCGCUCUCUAUGGGGUUGAGUCUGGUACUAAAAUCGAUUCUUCGUUUCAUCUCUCGGAAGGUGGGAGGCAAUGUUCCUUCUGGCAGUUGGCAUUCUUCAGGAGGAGCCGAAGAAAUUAACGAAGAGGCGGCUGAAGGCGUGAGUUCCCCUGGGUGGAGUUCUGCAGAGGUUGAUCCCGGCGCCACAAGCACAACAAUCGAAUCUGUACCAGCAUACAACCCCAGUGUUCUGGGUUCAGAAGAAGUGCAAUCCAGAAUCGACGAAAUGGAGCUACUGCUUCAGCGGAUAAAAGAGGCAGAGGAUUCAGACAACAAUCUUGAUAGCACAGGUAUGACCUUUGAGCGCCUGUUGCAGCAGGCAAACUAUUACCGCCAGCAUAAUGAGAACGCCGACUUUGAACCGUCCGUUCCUGAAGAACAGAUUUUAAAGUUCAGGGAACUUCUUCAAUACCUUAUUGACGCUAUCAUGCUUCACUAUGGCCCCGACAGGUGUGUCUACAUUUUUAGAGACCAAUUGAUGUGGAAUGCAGAACUGUGA